AUGAUGCUAAAGUUCACAGAGUCGACCUUCUGGUUGCUAGACACGCGCAACAUCCUCUGCCAGACUUAUCAAUCUAUCACUCCUUGGAAAGCCACUUCUGUUAAACUCGGCCACAUUGUUUCCAUCUGCAAUAGAUGUACAAGUGGAGCUAAUCUUAAAGAAGAAGAAGAAGAAAAAUCUAAGGAGACUAAGGAUGAUGUAAGCACUGAUAACGUUGAUCUUUCCACCGGUGACGAGGAGGAUACUGAUAAUCAGUUGGCUCCAUGGUCAUCUAUGACGUUGCCAUCGGUUGUCAGCUCUUCCUCUUCUUCUACAUCGAAUAGCCAAUAG
Hevea brasiliensis (rubber tree) is the source of this 330-nucleotide messenger RNA. RefSeq lists its product as uncharacterized. The transcript has a single exon. Lineage: Eukaryota; Viridiplantae; Streptophyta; Magnoliopsida; Malpighiales; Euphorbiaceae. The record is from RefSeq and is a predicted model, not a curated record. The coding region runs from base 1 to 330 and encodes 109 amino acids.